AUGGCUAUUGGCAGCUGUUUCUGCGGCAAUAUUCGAAUUGAAUAUAAUGGUCAGCCUACCGCGUCGAUAUCUCUGGAAGCCCAAAAGAAGUGGCAAAAUCAUCGGAUAGUGGAAAUUCUAUCAGGAAUUAUUUCUGUCCUGACUGUGGUCUGUGUUAUACGAUUGGAUUUACGAAGACAAUAUCUAAUGAAAGUGAUAGGCACGCCGCUUUUUGGACGGAAGAUUAACUCCGACGGAGAACCUGACAAGAUUACAGUCGUCCGGGCCGGAAUAUUUGAUACCCAACUUUUGAAUGAAUGGAAGCCCGAGGCGGAGUUAUACACUGAAAGACGAUUGCCGUGGUUAAGUCCCAUCGAGGGGGCUGCUCAAAUUAGCGGCAUGUUACAGCUAUCAUAG
Molecule: messenger RNA, 396 nt
Organism: Penicillium canariense
Lineage: Eukaryota; Fungi; Ascomycota; Eurotiomycetes; Eurotiales; Aspergillaceae
Exons: 2
Coding region: 1-396 (131 amino acids)
Source: RefSeq, a predicted model, not a curated record